Molecule: messenger RNA, 1842 nt
Organism: Phragmites australis (common reed)
Lineage: Eukaryota; Viridiplantae; Streptophyta; Magnoliopsida; Poales; Poaceae
Product: anthocyanidin 5,3-O-glucosyltransferase-like
Exons: 1
Coding region: 175-1629 (484 amino acids)
Molecular function (GO): UDP-glycosyltransferase activity
Source: RefSeq, a predicted model, not a curated record
AAUAAAUGAACCUUGCAUAAUACAACGUGUCUACUAUUAUUGGAAUAAGAAAUUGGAAUUUGUGGAAGCAAAUUGACUGUAGGACGCACGAAUCACGGGGUGCUCGACCAGCAGCUAGCUCAGGUGCACUCGGGUGGUGCCCAGCUAGCUAGGACUUGCAGUCGUCGUCGAGCGAUGGAGAAGAAGACGGUGGUUCUGUACCCGGGCGUCGGCGUCGGCCACCUGGCACCGAUGCUCGAGCUGGCCAAGGCGUUCCUCCGCCACGGCGCCGCGGUCGACGUCGCCGUCGCGCUCGUCGAGCCGCCACCGCCAGUCCAGGACCCCGGCUUCUCCGCCGCGGUCGCGGGCGCGAAGGCCUCCAACACGUCCGUCGCCAUCCACGUACUACCCUCGUCGCCGCCGCUUCCGGCUUCUGGUCUCGGCUCCGACGACGACGGCGAGCAUGUGGACCUCUUGGUCCGGAUGUUCCGCUUCCUCCGUGCCAUGAACGCGCCGCUCCGCGACUUCCUCCGCUCGCUGCCGCACGUCCAAGCGCUCGUCCUCGACAUGUUCUGCGGCGACGCGCUCGACGUCGCGGCCGAGCUCGGGCUGCCCGCCUACUUCUUCUUCGCCACGGGCGCGGCCGGCCUCGCCGUCUUCCUCGGCCUGCCCGGCAUGCGGGCCAGCAUGGACACGGGCUUCAGGGAGCUCGGCGACGCCGUCCUAUCGUUCCCGGGCGCUCCUCCGUUCAAAGCCUCGGAGCUACCCGAGGGGAUCGCCGACGACGGCGAGGCGUGCAAGGCCAUGCUCCGCAUGGCUGCCCGGAUGCCGGAGGCCCGCGGGAUCCUCAUUAACACCUUCGAGUCGCUAGAGCCGCGCGCGGUGCGCGCUCUCAGGGACGGGCUGUGCGUACCCGGACGCCCCACGCCGCCGGUCUACUGCGUCGGGCCGCUGGUCUCGGAAGGCGGCGAGAAGGAGCACGAGUCCCUCCGUUGGCUGGACGCGCAGCCGGACCGCAGCGUCGUGUUCCUCUCCUUCGGGAGCAUGGGCACGUUCCCCAAGAAGCAGCUCGAAGAGAUCGCCAUUGGCCUGGAGAACUCCGGGCAGAGGUUUCUCUGGGUCGUGCGAAGCCCGCGUGGCGCCGGCGACAGGUCCGGCGAGCCGGACGACAACCUGGACGCCCUCCUCCCGGCCGGGUUCCUAGAGCGAACCAAGGACACAGGACUCGUCGUCAUGUCCUGGGCGCCGCAGGUGGACGUGCUGCGCCACAGGGCGGCCGGCGCGUUCGUGACGCACUGCGGGUGGAAUUCGACGCUGGAGGGCGUUGCGGCGGGGCUGCCGCUUCUGUGCUGGCCGCUGUACGCGGAGCAGACGAUGAAUAAGGUGUGGAUCGUGGAGGAGAUGGAGCUCGGGGUGGAGAUGAAGAGGAGCCACGACGAGGACGUGGUGAAGGCUGAAGCGGUGGAGGCGAAGGUCAGGUGGGUGAUGGAGUCCGACGGUGGGCGGGUGCUCAGGGAGCGCGUGGCGGCGGCGAGGGACAGAGCGGCCGAGGCGGUCGCCGAAGGGGGCUCGUCUCAUGCCGGCUUCGUCGAGUUCCUCAAGGACUUGGAGACUUCCAAAGGCAUGGUUAAUGUUCGAGUUCAUGGUUGAUGUUAUCUUGUUCAGAUUUGCUAAUUCUGUCACAUGAGAUUGCGUUAAUCUUUCAGUCGGAUUUUUUUAUGCUGCUAUAGUUAUUUUUUAUGUUGCAAUAGCUAUGUUUAUAUGUUGUAAUAGUUAUUUGUAUUUUUGUAUCUGCUACAAUAGUUUUUUUAUGUUGUAAGGUAUUGUUGUAUGUUGCAAUAGUUAUUUUUGCAUGUUGUAAUA